AUGAACCAGUGGCCCUCGGAAACACCCCUUAACCUCUGCUUAGAAGUCAUCAAGCCUCUUUGGUAUCCAUUUCAUCUCAUAUUCGAGCACCUACUGCACCCGGUUUGGUCCCACUUGUAUCCUUUAUCUGCUUAUCAUGAAGAACGGCGAGAGCAGACACGCCUCAAGGCUGCGGCCCAACGGCUGGAUGACGAAUUCACGCAGCUGCAAGUGAAAAAUCACCGUCCGAUCCCAGCCACAAAGACACCCACUUAUCCCUCGGGACCCCUCUUCACUAAAGUACCUUUUGAUAUCCGACGCCAAAUACUUAUUGAAGCGUUCGGGGCUCAGACAGUUCAUCUUGAUCUUGACGUGGUCGAGAGGACCAGGGGCCAAUGCAAGGUCAAAUCUUGGCAAUGGAUGAACUCGAAAGGCUGGAUCUACCGCACGAAGCCCUCGAUCGGAGACAUUCUCUUCACCGGGAAGCGCAGAGAGAUCCUCUCGCAUGCCCUAGAAGCAAGAGUAGACCCUCACACUCAGGGAAAUGUCCUGGAGAUUGUCAUGUUGGUGCUUCAGGUUGGCUAUUAUCGUGUCGGCAAGCGUGAGUUCACUCCCUUCAGUUUCGAGAUUCUUGGAAGCCAAUCGAGCGAGGCGCUAAUAAGAAUAUCGGCGUGCAGCUACGAAGAAUGCAUCGAGGUUCUAUACCGGACGAACACAAUCCAUAUCGAGUCACUCUCACUUCUUCGCGGUAUGCAUGAGUUUGUGGCCCCGUACAAGAUGACCCUCAUUACCUCCUUUGCGAUGACCAUUAGUCCAAAUCUCAUGAUAUUCGACGAAAUCUUUGCUGGUCUUUCUCCAAAGGCUUGCCCAAACCCAUUCAGGUUUCCUUCCUUAGCUCGGUUGCAUCUUAUUUGCGGGAUUAAAUACAGCCUGGUGUAUUUGAUUGACCGCUUGGUUCGGAGAAUCGCCUCAUCAAGAACAGAGGUUAAUGUGUUCUGUGCUUCUUGGGAGGUAUAUACAGCCGUCGAUCUCAGCCUGGCUGAGAAUCAAGGUGUCGACAAAACAAAAUUGCACUGGGCUGAUGUUGGUGGGCUACGAUGCUGGAGAGAGAUGGCACCGAAAGAAGAGGUCGACUCCGAUGCUUCACCUCGCGGGUACUGGAUUCACCUUUCCAGUCAACUCAUGCCCUCGGAUCAUGGUGAUUUCGUAUGUGAUGGUCGACGCAUUGGUCUCUAUAACUUGCGAGAUCACGAGCACAGACUGCAAAACAAGUUGAUCAAUGUAUCCGAAGCCGAGGAAGAUAGUGGCCCGGGUAGCUUCUAA
This is a messenger RNA of Clonostachys byssicola, 1302 nucleotides long. Lineage: Eukaryota; Fungi; Ascomycota; Sordariomycetes; Hypocreales; Bionectriaceae. The record is from the annotation of a GenBank genome assembly.